Messenger RNA from Sardina pilchardus (European sardine), 516 nucleotides. Its product is annotated as histone H4-like. Gene Ontology annotation, biological process: nucleosome assembly. The record is from RefSeq and is a predicted model, not a curated record. The transcript is spliced from 2 exons. Gene Ontology annotation, cellular component: nucleosome. Gene Ontology annotation, molecular function: DNA binding; structural constituent of chromatin; protein heterodimerization activity. NCBI's taxonomy places the organism in Eukaryota, Metazoa, Chordata, Actinopteri, Clupeiformes, Clupeidae. Bases 1 to 492 code for a protein of 163 amino acids.
AUGUUGCACCAUAGUGCCAAGUGGGAAGAGGUAGAUGAUGAACAACAGAGGGCCAAACACAGACCCCUGGGGCACCCCUCUUGUCACAGCAGUACUCUCAAACUUGCAACUCAGCAUUACGGGUUGCGAGCCAAGGUGUCGAUACAUUCGUCAGACGCUCAGUCCGAGGAACUUCUCAACAUGUCAGGCAGAGGCAAAGGAGGCAAAGGUCUUGGAAAGGGAGGCGCGAAGCGUCACCGAAAAGUUCUUCGCGAUAACAUCCAGGGAAUCACUAAGCCUGCAAUCAGGCGUCUGGCUCGCCGUGGUGGUGUGAAGCGUAUCUCUGGGCUCAUCUACGAGGAGACUCGUGGUGUGCUGAAGGUUUUCCUGGAGAACGUGAUUCGCGAUGCCGUUACAUACACCGAGCACGCCAAGAGAAAGACCGUGACCGCCAUGGAUGUCGUCUAUGCCCUUAAACGCCAGGGUCGUACUCUGUACGGUUUCGGCGGUUAAACACCAGAUUUGUCCCUCGACUUA